AUACCGUGCAGUCCGGGGACUCAUGCACCACGAUCGAUUCCAAGUGAGUUGUUUUUUUAGCUGAUGAUGACUAAUUGCGCUGAUACAACGUACAGAUACAACAUCGCGCUGAGCGACUUCUUGCGCUGGAACCCUGAAGUUUCGUCGACUUGCAACAAUCUACAGUUGGCUGUGCGCGGCUACUGUUUUUUCUGUCUAUCUUCACUGACAGCGCUCUCGCAGGCUUACUGCGUUCAAAAUUCUCCGGCGUGCAACAAUGUCUACACCGUCGUUAGCGGUGAUUCCUGCUCGAACAUCGAGUCUUCUUAUGGUCUUACCGAUGCACAGUUGCACACACUAAACCCUUGGCUCGAUUCGUCGUGUGGUCAGUAUUAGACACGAUUAUACCACACCGAGGAUGACAGCUGACGUGCUCAAUAGAUUUGCAAGUUGGUCAGAAUCU
This is a messenger RNA of Fomitopsis serialis, 442 nucleotides long. RefSeq lists its product as uncharacterized. The coding region runs from base 64 to 375 and encodes 103 amino acids. The record is from RefSeq and is a predicted model, not a curated record. Lineage: Eukaryota; Fungi; Basidiomycota; Agaricomycetes; Polyporales; Fomitopsidaceae. The transcript is spliced from 2 exons.